CCAAGGAGAAGAAAUUAAAAUUUUAAUAUUCCCUGUCGGGUUUAUUGGUUUUCUCGGCGUUUGGAUCGAGUUUAAGGUUCCAUGUUGUCUUUGUAGUCGUGGUUUACUCAGUUGUGUUUGCGGUAGACAAGACAAUUUCAACUCUUUUAUGAAGAAAGCAAUUGGUUUGUUAAUGCAAAAAACAUUUUGUGGGCGUAGAGGCCGGAACUUGGUUGGUAAAUUUAGAGCUUUGAUUUUUUGACAUAACCUGCGAUAUUUUUUCCGCGAGGGAAAUUUUUUUGACAAGCUGGAUGGCGCCUGCAGGGGAUGUUAUUGUACAGCGGUAGAUACCAUUAUAAUAUGCGCGGACGUUAUCACGCAGCGACAAACAUGGCGGCAAAGUCUGAAAGCCCAUGUGGCUUGACAUUAGAUUUAAGAUCAAUUUCUCCGAAUGAAGACAGUUCAGGAAGCUGCGGAAGUCCUAAUGGCGCCCCAUCACAUCUGAAAGAGCCUCCGAGUUCUCCGUUGAAGUCCAAACCGGAAAACGUGCGAGUGUUUCGUCGCUCAAACAAAACCAUCUACACCGCAGGCCGCCCUCCAUGGUACAAUGUUCACGGACAACUCAAAGAGCCAUUUGUUAUAGGUUUAUGUGGAGGAAGUGCAUCGGGGAAAACAACCGUUGCAAACAAGAUCAUUGAACAGCUUGGUGUUCCUUGGGUCAGCAUGUUAUCACUGGACUCAUUUUACAAGGUGUUAACUCUUGAGCAGCAUAAAGCAGCCCUCAGAAAUGAGUAUAACUUUGAUCAUCCAGAUUCAUUUGAUGCUGACUUGGCUGCAAGCGUCUUGAAGAAAUUGAAAGAAGGAAAGAGUGUGCAGGUGCCAAUUUAUGACUUCAAGACUCAUAGCAGACUAGACCAGAAGAAUGAUUUAUAUGGGGCCAAUGUGAUCAUCUUUGAAGGGAUAAUGGCAUUUGCAUACAAGGACCUGAGAAAUUUGAUGGACAUGAAGGUGUUUGUUGAUGCUGAUCCUGAUAUUCGUUUGGCAAGAAGAUUGAAGAGGGACAUCACUGAAAGAGAAAGAGAUCUUGUUGGUGUUUUGCAGCAGUACAACACUUUUGUGAAACCUGCUUUUGAUCAGUACAUUGCGCCAACGGUUGUGUAUGCUGACAUUGUUGUGCCAAGAGGUGGAGAGAAUAAUGUUGCAAUAGAUUUGAUUGUACGUCACGUGAGGACGCAACUCGAGCAGAGAGGAUUCAAUUUCAGAGCGCAGCUUCGGUCUGCGCAUCAGGGACAGCCACUACCCAGCUCACUGAGUAUUUUAGAAAGUACAUCACAAGUCAGAGGACUUCAUGCAAUUAUUAGGAAUGAGAAUGCUAGUAGAGAUGAUUUUAUCUUUUAUUCCAAGAGGUUGAUGAGAAUUCUUAUCGAGCAUGCACUCUCACUCUUACCUUUUAAAAGAGAUGUUGUCAGAACUAUGGAAGGAACAGUUUAUGAAGGAAAACGAUUUGCAGGAAAAAGGCUGUGCGGUGUGUCAAUACUGCGAGCUGGUGAAACCAUGGAACCGGCCCUGGAGUCUGUGUGUAAAGAUAUCAGAAUAGGAAAGAUUCUCAUCCAGACUAAUGAAGACACAUCAGAACCCGAGCUUCAUUAUUAUCGUCUUCCAAAGGACAUCAGUGAAGAUCACGUUAUACUUAUGGAUGCAACAGUGGCUACUGGAGCAGCCGCUCUCAUGGCCAUCAGAGUUUUACUGGACCAUGACGUCAAGGAAGAAAAUAUCCUGUUUGUGUCUCUGAUAGCUGCUGAAUCAGGUGUUCACACGAUAGCCUAUGCAUACCCAAACGUAAAGAUAGUGACAGCAGCUGUCGACCCAGAAGUCAAUGAUAAAUUCCACAUCAUUCCUGGCAUAGGAAAUUUUGGUGACCGUUAUUUUGGGACCGAUGAUUAUUGAUAAACGUAUAUUAUGAAAUUAAAAUAAGUCAUUUUUGUAAAAUGUGUAGGUAAAGAGUAGUUUGUACGUCAAUAUAUGUACCCUUUAUACAUUUGUAUGCUUGUUUGCAAAAACAUUACUUAAUAUAUCAUAUAUAUACGGUAACCAGCUAAACGAAUUAUGUACAAACAUACUUGUAAAAAUUUCUAAUUAAACCAAAAUCACAUGAAAAUCGAAUCGAAAUGUUGAAAUAACUUCACCGUAAGCCUGUACUUACAAUGUAAACGACAAGGGCGCGACAUACCUGAAGAGUACGUGGUUGUCACAGGUCAGGAAAUGGUCAGGGAAA
This is a messenger RNA of Orbicella faveolata, 2254 nucleotides long. Its product is annotated as uridine-cytidine kinase-like 1. Lineage: Eukaryota; Metazoa; Cnidaria; Anthozoa; Scleractinia; Merulinidae. Gene Ontology annotation, molecular function: kinase activity; ATP binding. The record is from RefSeq and is a predicted model, not a curated record.